AUGAUUAAAUACUUUGCUUCCCACUACGUCCUACCCUCUCUUAUUUCUAACCCACCUUUUCCUUUUAUCUUUCUGUCUAGUCGUCUCACUUGUGACUUCAAUUCCUCUCCCUCACUUCACCCUUUCUCUCGAUCAUUUUCCCUCUCUUUAUCUGUUAUCUCUCUUUCGCUUUACUAUCUCAAACUUUUUCUCUCAGUAUCCACUUUUCUCUUAGUGCUUAUGUUUCCCUCUUCCUUUUCUCAUUCUUUUUUCUCUCUCUUUAGCCUUUUAAUCUUUCUUUUUUUCUUUUUCAUAACACCCGCCUCUUUUAAUAUUUUCCACUUUAGUUUCCACCUUCUCUUACUCUGUUUUUCUUUCUAUUUUUCGAUAUUUCUCUCGCUUUAUAACUUGUCACUUAUCUUUCUUAAUAUCUAUUUCACCCUCUAUAAAUUUCCUUUUAUUUCUCUCUCUCUCUCUCUCUCUCUCUCUCUCUCUCUUUCCACUCUUUCUCUUUAUAUCUUCUCUUCAAUUUCUCAACCCUCUUUAUUUUAUAACACCUUAUUUCAUUUUUCACACACUUUCUCUAUCUAUCUAUCUAUCUAUCUAUCUAUCUAUCUAUCUAUCUAUCUAUCUAUCUAUCUCACUCUCUUUAUCUCUCUCUUUCUCUCUCUCUGA
Acanthosepion pharaonis is the source of this 654-nucleotide messenger RNA. Lineage: Eukaryota; Metazoa; Mollusca; Cephalopoda; Sepiida; Sepiidae. The record is from the annotation of a GenBank genome assembly.